Molecule: messenger RNA, 399 nt
Organism: Penaeus monodon (black tiger shrimp)
Lineage: Eukaryota; Metazoa; Arthropoda; Malacostraca; Decapoda; Penaeidae
Exons: 2
Coding region: 1-399 (132 amino acids)
Source: RefSeq, a predicted model, not a curated record
AUGGUUUUACCAAAGAGAGAAAAACAAUCAAAACAGCCAUGGAUGACAACAGAAAUACUAAAUCUAAUGAAACAAAGACGGAAGUAUAAAAACAGAAACAGCAGUAAAGAGUACAUGGAAAUUCAUAAACUUAUCAAACAGGAAUGUGCUAAAGCCAAAGAAGAAUUGGUAAACAAUAAAUGUGAGGAAUUAGAAGAUCUGGCAAAUAAAAAUCAACAACUAUUAAUAAAAAAGAAAAUUUAUGCCAAAGUAUCUUGGAGUCAGUUUGGUUUCAGAAAGGAAAAAGGAACAAGGAAUGCAAUUUUUGUUAUAAGAAUACUAGCUGAAAGAUCAAUUGAAAUGCAGAAGAACUUAUAUGUAGCAUUUAUUGAUUAUGAGAAAGCUUUUGAAAGCUUUUGA